This is a messenger RNA of Oncorhynchus mykiss (rainbow trout), 1500 nucleotides long. Its product is annotated as transcription factor HES-5-like. Lineage: Eukaryota; Metazoa; Chordata; Actinopteri; Salmoniformes; Salmonidae. The record is from RefSeq and is a predicted model, not a curated record. Gene Ontology annotation, molecular function: DNA binding; protein dimerization activity. Gene Ontology annotation, biological process: regulation of DNA-templated transcription.
CAAUAUAUAGGAGAGAUGAAGCCAAUAGAGAUCAGAUUCUCUCUACACAGACCUCUACAGCACAGAGAUCCAGCUAUGGUACCUACAAUCACUUCAACUAUGAUCUACUCUAAGGAGCACCUGACUCUGACAAAAAAGAUAAGAAAGCCAGUGGUGGAGAAGUUACGCAGAGAUCGUAUCAACAACAGCAUUGAGCAACUCAAGUCUCUCCUGGUUCCAGAGAUCCUCAACCAGCAGUCCGACUCUAAGCUGGACAAAGCCGACAUCCUGGAGAUGACAGUUUGCUUCCUGAGACAACAGAAACAGAACCAGCCAGUGAGCUCCUCUUCCUGCUCAGCACCUGUCAAUCAGGGUUACUCCAGGUGUGUCCAAGAGAUUGUUCACUUCCUUUCUAAAUGUGAGCAGAAGUCACAGUCCCAGAGAAGACUGCUGAGCCACUUCCAGAGCCUGCAGCCAUCCUCUGAUGAGAACAAGAGGAAGAUUGACCGUCCUCAGCUGAGCUCCCCAGCCCAGCACAGCAUCAGCAAAGACAAGAGUCCAGUCAACAUCGCCCCCUGGAGGCCUUGGUAGAGACCUAUAGAUUGGAGCUCCACUCAGACAAACACAAUGGAUGGACCAUGUUGGUCUAAGAUUAAUUUCAUGGACAUUAAUGAGUAUAAUAAAAUAUAUUCAUUGUUUUCUGCUUAAGCAGGAGUUUUUAAAAGUCUUGUUGUGAUUGAGACAUUUCAUUUCAGUUGAACUGAAGUUAAAACAUUUUUCCAAGAAAAUAAUCUGAUCGAUGAAAACUACAUUUUUGUAGUGUUAAUUGAAAUCAUCAUAACCUUUAUGUUUUGUGAAACAUGUAGAUUAUAUUGAUCAUGUGUUUAUAUUCAUGAUGAACAAUAACUAAUGGUUCUCUAUGUGAACUUCUAACCCAAAAUGGAUGCAAUAUCAUCAAUCUGUGUGUGAUUGUAUUUGAUGAAUCUGUUGUUAUGGUCUGAAAAUGUGAGUAAUUUUUUACCACUACAUUUGUGUAGUGAUAUAGUCAUAUUGACAUUGUAUUGAGCAUCUUCUGUGAAGCAUGUAUCAGUUAUAUAUUUGAUAUUGAUCAACUUGAGCUACAGCAUCAAUGUUCCUCCGUGAGGAUUAUUUACCCAAACUGGGUAUUAUACCUGCUAUCAUCACUCUGUGAUUAACAAUAUUUGAUUUGUUUAAAGAUCGAACUUCUUUGUGAAAUUAUCGAUCAUGUUAUUUGAAUAAUGUGUUUAUUGCAAAUGUGAUUAAAAUAAUGUCUACUUGACAAAUACGAUUAUUUUAAACAAUUAUUUUGUCUUUCAUAAAGAAAGUAACUUUGUAUCCUGUACUCUAAUAGAGUAUCAUAUCUUGGAGAUUUGUUCAAGUUCUUGUUGUGAUGUUUAAUCACUGUAUUUCUGUUGAAAUAUUUACCUUAAAUUAAGGUAUUCAAUGAUGUGACUCAUUGAGUCAGUCUGAAUAAAUACACAAAUCAUCAAAUGAAAUAUU